CAUGGAAAAGGGGAAGGGAAAGUUUGUCCGGCGCCGAUGUGAGAGCGCUGGGCAGUGAGUGAGUGUGAUAGAGAGAGAAAAGAGCUCUGCAGCCUCCAAUGAUGUCGCUAACGCGGAUUUAGCUGCUGGUUACAGAGUCUGAGAGCGAAGCGAAAAUGGGGCUGCCGACUUUGGAGUUCAGCGACGCUUUUCUGGACAGCCCCGACUUCAGGGACCGGCUGAAAUGCCAUGAAAUUGAAUUGGAGCGGACCAACAAGUUCAUCAAGGAGCUGAUCAAAGACGGGAACUCGCUCAUAGGAGCGCUGAAAAACCUCUCUGUGGCCGUUCAGAAGUUUUCUCAGUCUCUGCAGGAGUUCCAGUUUGAGUGUAUUGGCGAUGCAGAGACAGACGAUGAGGUAAACAUUGCGCAGUCCUUUAAGGAGUUAUCCCAGCUGCUGAACUCUGUGGAGGAGGAGAGGAGACGCCUGAUCCAGAAUGCUGAUGACGUGCUCAUAACUCCCUUGGAGAAGUUUCGCAAGGAGCAGAUCGGAGCAGCUAAAGAAGGAAAAAAGAAGUUCGACAAAGAGACUGAGAAGUACUACUCAACCCUGGAGAAGCAUUUAAACCUGUCCUCCAAGAAAAAGGAAUCAUUACUGCAAGAGGCUGACACCCAGAUUGAUAAGGAGAGGCAGCUUUUCUACGAUGCCUCGCUGGAGUACGUCUUUAAAAUCCAGGAGGUCCAGGAGAAGAAGAAGUUUGAGUUUGUCGAGCCGCUCCUCGCCUUCUUGCAGGGUCUGUUCAAUUUCUACCAUGAGGGAUAUGAACUGGCCCAUGAGUUUGAACCCUACAAGCAGCAGCUUCAGUUCAACCUACAGAAUGCAAGGAACAACUUUUUGAGCACCAAGCAGGAGGUGGAGAAGUUGAUGAAGAGAGUGAGAUCAGCAGAUCAGGACCAGAAACCCCCCGGCCAGUGGACUAUGGAGGGGUACCUCUAUGUCCAGGAGAAAAGACCUCUGGGUUGCACUUGGACGCGACAUUACUGUACCUAUGAGAAAGGGAGCAAGACCUUCGUCAUGACCAACACCGAGGCCAAGGCUACAGCUAAACAGAAUGGUGUGGUGCUGAACCCUACAGAGAUGUUCAAGCUGAAGUCCUGUAUCCGUAGGAAAACAGACUCCAUUGACAAACGUUUCUGUUUUGACAUCGAGGUGGUGGAGAGAAAUGCCAUCUGUCGUGGAACUCUUUUCCGACCACUGCAUUAUUUCUGUAAAGUCCGGCAUGGUAUCGUAACCCUACAGGCACUGUCCGAGUCCAACAGGAGGCUGUGGCUAGAGGCCAUGGAUGGUAAAGAGCCGAUCUACAACCUCCCAGCCAUCCUGAGCAAGAAAGAAGAGACUCAUCUGAACGAGGCUGGCUUUAACUUUGUGAAGAAGUGCAUAGGCAUGGUUGAGAUGAGGGGGAUCAACACUAUGGGCCUGUACCGUAUAGGUGGAGUCAACUCCAAAGUCCAGAAGCUAAUGACCACAGUCUUUUCACCCAAAGCCCCAGCAGACAUGGACCUUGACCCUGAUACAUGGGACAAUAAGACCAUCACAAGUGGACUGAAGAAUUAUCUCAGGUGUCUCUCCGAGCCUCUCAUGACAUACAGGCUUCAUGAAGACUUUAUCCAGGCUGUCAAAUCAGAUGACCAGAACUACAGAGUAUGUGCUGUGCAUGCUCUGGUACACAAACUGCCUGACAGAAAUAAGGAGAUGCUGGAGAUUCUAAUAAAGCACCUGCUGAUUGUGUCCACCCAUAGUAAGAGCAACAUGAUGACCGUGGCCAACCUGGGGGUGGUCUUUGGCCCCACGCUCAUGCGCUCUCAAGAGGAGACUGUGGCUGCCAUGAUGAACAUCAAGUUCCAGAAUGUGGUGGUGGAGAUUAUGAUUGAGAACUUUGAAAAGAUUUUCCACCAGGCGCCGGAUCCUAACGUGGCCCUGCCACAGGCCCAGUCCCGGCCAGAGUCGCGCAGGAGCAGAGCCAUAUGCCUCUCCACAGGACCCCGCAAACCUAAGAGCCCAUACACUCCCACACUGUGUCUGGCUGAUGCAGACAUAGGUGACACAUUCAGCAGCAGUUCAGGCAGCACCCCUAUGGGCAGCAUGGAGUCCCUCUCCUCCCACUCCUCUGAGCAGAACAGCUCCUCAAAGACAGGCUCCUCCUCUCAGCUCAAAGAGAAGGCCUCUCUGAUGGUCUUGCCCCGGAGCCCCUCCUCCCUGUCCUCCAACGGGCCACAGGGCCUGGCCUGCACCAGCGUCAGCAGCCGUGAGUCCAGCUCCAGAGAAGACACGCCUCGAACGGACUCGGAGGACUCUCGCAGUCUAAGCUCUGUCCCUACAGCCUCCAGGUCCUCCCUGGCCCCUAAAAAAGCCCCCCACUCCUCAACAAUCGCACAGAGAUCAGCUCAGUUCACCUGUUUACCCGCUCCAUCUCUCAGAUCACUGCACAACCUGGAAGUUUCAGCUCGGCGCAGCUGUGCUGGCUCAGUGCAGAGUCUGCUGGCCAUGGACCACAGAGACAGCUCUAGAACCGCUCCACACCCGGACCUGCCACCCAAACGGCUCCUCCGCCACCGGCCAGAUUCAAGCAACGGCUACCAGAGACCCGGCUCAGUGGUGGCAGCCAGAGCACUGCUGUUUGAAAACCCCUCAUCUGCAGCAACUGCCAGUCCAGUGGGAAGAGACGCAAAGGCAAUGUACUCCUGCGAGGCUGAGCACAGCAAUGAACUGAGCUUCCCCCAGGGGGCGCACUUUUCAAAUGUGUAUCCUUCGGUGGAGCCCGGCUGGCUUCAGGCUACAUAUGAGGGCAGGACGGGACUGGUGCCCGAAAACUAUGUUGUCUUCCUCUGACUCCGCCCCCGAAGACGUCAUCAAACUUUUCAUGGUAUCCAUGGUAACGUAGACAUAGCAGUGACGUUUUAAUAGUAGAAAAGCACAUCCAGCAUGUGGACUGUGUGCAUAAUUAUUAUGCAGUUUGGAUAAAUAAUAAAAGAAGUGGUCACGAAUAUAAAGAGAGCAUCAAUAAAUGAUACAUAAUAUAUGUACAUAACCUAAUCAUGUACGUAUGCAGUCUUAAGCAGCCCUGUUUCUGCAGUCCAAACUGUUAUCUGUAGGAAUACAGAUACAUAGUACUGUAUAAAACCACUGAACUGCUGUGCAUUAGCCUGAUGAUUCUGAGAUUGAAACAUCAGCUCAAAGGUCUUAGUGUAGCAGAGAUUUAGGUAACACUUUGGUAUAGGAGGAUAUUAUAAUGACCUUAUAAUGGCUUUGUUGAGCCUAAUCAAGCUAGUAGCUGGUAACUGGUAACUGCUUCCACAUUAUUGUUUUAUUAAGCAGUGACUGAGCUUGUGUAUAAUACACUAUAAUCUUUGAGGUAGCUCUUAUUAUGGCCUUGUUAAACAUCAUAAGCCUGACAGCUGGUAGGGCUGCACAACGUGGACAUACACUGAUCAGGCAUAACAUUAUGAGCACCUCCUUGUUUCUACACUCAUUGUCCAUUUUAUCAGCUCCACUUACUGUACAGGUGCACUUUGUAGUUCUACAGUU
Messenger RNA from Pygocentrus nattereri (red-bellied piranha), 3563 nucleotides. RefSeq names its product rho GTPase-activating protein 42 (gene arhgap42b). The record is from RefSeq and is a predicted model, not a curated record. Gene Ontology annotation, molecular function: GTPase activator activity; protein binding. The coding region runs from base 156 to 2867 and encodes 903 amino acids. Gene Ontology annotation, cellular component: cytoplasm. Lineage: Eukaryota; Metazoa; Chordata; Actinopteri; Characiformes; Serrasalmidae. The transcript is spliced from 25 exons. Gene Ontology annotation, biological process: signal transduction.